CCAGCCCGACUCGGUCCGGAGCUCACCCUCCUCUACCCCUCGCGAGAAGAGCAGCGUCCGGUCCCGCCCCGUCCCGCCCCGCCGGCAGCGCCAUGGUGCGGGGCGCGGGGGGAUGGUUGUGGUGCUGCCGUCUGCUGCUCCCCCCGGGGCCGGGAUCCCUCUGGGCUCUGGGCCGGGUUCUGUCCCGGCCGUGCCGCACCGGUGGGCGGGCAGGGCCGGAGGGGAAGGCAGGGUACGGGCUCUGGACGGCGGCGGACGGAGGGAUCCCGGUUCCACGCGGGGCCCGCGGGCUGCGGAGCUCAAACCCCUACACCCGCAAGCAGGAGGAGGAAUGGCGGCGCCGGAACCGCUCCACGCUCGCUUACAUCGCCGCCGCCGCCGUGGGCAUGGUGGGGAUGUCCUACGCGGCCGUGCCGCUCUACCGACUCUACUGCCAGGCCACGGGUCUGGGCGGAACCACGGGCUCAGGCCACAGCUCGGAGCAGAUCGAGAGCAUGGAGCCUGUGAGGGACCGGGUCAUCAGGGUGACUUUCAACGCGGAUGUGCAUUCCAGCAUCCAGUGGAACUUCAAGCCACAGCAGAAGGAAAUCUACGUGGUACCAGGAGAAACUGCACUGGCAUUUUAUAAAGCAAAAAAUCCCACUGACAAACCAGUAAUUGGAAUCUCUACCUACAAUGUAAUACCCUUUGAAGCAGGACAGUAUUUCAAUAAAAUACAAUGUUUCUGUUUUGAAGAACAGCAGCUAAAUCCUCAGGAAGAAGUGGAUAUGCCAGUCUUUUUCUACAUUGAUCCAGAAUUUGUAGAGGACCCUAAAAUGGCUAAAGUUGAUUUGAUCACCCUCUCUUACACCUUUUUUGAAGCAAAGGAAGGACAGAAGCUACCACUUCCUGGAUAUCAGUAAUGCUCAAUCUCUAUACCAUUUGACUUCUGCUGCCCUACUAGCUGUUUGGAAACUAUUUUUCAGUGGAGAGAAAAGCUGUAGGAGUACUGUGGAAUAUGAAAUUAUUUUAUUAAAUCACCAUGGGUACAUGCUGCUGUUAUAAAAAGAUGUAUUUUUUUUAAAGAAAACCAACACAUUUUAUGUAUUUGGAAUAUUAUUUCUUAGGGAUAGUAUUUUCAUUAGAAAUAGAAGGGAACAUGCUGUUCCUGGAAGAGAGGGUUUUUUCAAGCCAUAUUUAUAUAAGAUGAGAGAUGCUACCUGAAUACUGCAAGGCAGAUUUCUAAACCCAAGUGUAAAUUGAGAUAUUAAUUUAAAUAGAGUGAAUAAAUCAGUUUCUUAAGCAUCUAAAUUGCAUUGCUGGCUCUAAAGAGUAAUUUCAAUAUAAGUUCAUUUAUAAAGGUAUAAACAGAUCAGUUGCUGAAAUCUCAAACCUAAACAAAGUUAGACUGCAUUGCUCCCUUGCUCCUACAGCAGGACAGGAUGAUUCAGAUGAUGAUGCUCUCAAAUUGCUACUGAAUCAGUAGUUCAGUUGGUAAGAGCAUCAGUAAGUUCAUUUUAGAUCAGGAUGAUCUAAAACUGUAAUUUAAAGGUAAGCAUGUCAACCCUGUGGUAUGGUUUCCAUUUAGAAAUACCUCAUCUUCAGAUUUCCAUGCUGUGCUCAACUCAUUUCAAAUAUCUGUUCUGCUAAUGACUGCACAGAGGGCUGCACACAGGGCACCCCUACACAGAGACAAGUUUAGGUUCUGUAUGAAAUGCUUUAAAGGGAAAGGCAGGACACAGCUGCUCUGAAUUACAGGUUAAAGCAACAGCACAGGAGUCUCUUCAGAAACCAAAAGGAAUUAACCCCAUGCAGAGGUUAAGUCUGACAAAGCCUGCCCAGCAGCCUGCCAGUUGUUCAGAGGUACUCCUGGGUGCUCUGUUUAUCAGAACAGGUAAACCUGUAUUUAUGCAACUUUUGGUCAUUAUCUGUAGGGUAGGGAUAAUAACAUUUCAUUAUAGCUUUGCAGAGGAGGAGUGAGUUGCAGAGCCAGUUUAAGUGCCCUGCUCAUUUUCAGACAGGAAUUUGUAACAGCCCAGUAUCUCUAUCUGCUAGGCCAGUUCUUUCUACCCCUUUCAGCAGAUAAGAUCUGACAAUAUGAGACUAAUGGUUGUUUGUUUGGGCUCUAAAAAAAGUAAUGUCAGACGUAACUUCCAGUUACUUUAGUGUCAAUUUUAUUUCUAUACAAUAAUUUAUAAAGUGCUUUUCUGAAAAUAAAUGGAUGCUACAAUUAAAAUGCCUUGUUAUACCACUUAUAUUAGCUGUUUAAAUAGAUUCUGGAUGACGUUCAUGUCUUCACUGUGUAUUUAUUAAAGUUCUAAAACUUUUCAUUUU
Molecule: messenger RNA, 2313 nt
Organism: Calypte anna (Anna's hummingbird)
Lineage: Eukaryota; Metazoa; Chordata; Aves; Apodiformes; Trochilidae
Product: cytochrome c oxidase assembly protein COX11, mitochondrial
Exons: 4
Coding region: 93-902 (269 amino acids)
Cellular component (GO): mitochondrial inner membrane
Molecular function (GO): copper ion binding
Source: RefSeq, a predicted model, not a curated record